AUGUUUGAUUCAUUAUUUAUAAGUGAUCGUCAAACACCUAUAUAUUUAAUCGGUGAUCAAAUAUGUUUACAUUUUGCUUGUGAAUAUGGUCAUACUGGAUGUGUUUCAUCAUUAUUACAAAAUAUGAAUAUAAAAUCAAUAAUAAUAGAAGAUUUUAAUGGUUAUACACCUUUAGAUUUAGCAAUUAUGAAUUCAUCACGUAAUGAUAAAUGUUAUGAAAUUGUAAAAUUAUUCAGUCAAUUCAAUAUUAAUAAAAAUACACAAAUAUUGAAUCAAAAUGAUUAUUUUAUUCAAUUUUGUAAAGAUAAAUUAAAAGUUCAAAAACGUACUACAAACAAAAUGAAAGAUACUUUACCAAAUAUACCUUGA
Adineta steineri is the source of this 369-nucleotide messenger RNA. Lineage: Eukaryota; Metazoa; Rotifera; Eurotatoria; Adinetida; Adinetidae. The record is from the annotation of a GenBank genome assembly.